Esox lucius (northern pike) is the source of this 2510-nucleotide messenger RNA. RefSeq lists its product as uncharacterized. The transcript has 8 exons. Gene Ontology annotation, cellular component: extracellular matrix. Gene Ontology annotation, biological process: egg coat formation; positive regulation of acrosome reaction; binding of sperm to zona pellucida. NCBI's taxonomy places the organism in Eukaryota, Metazoa, Chordata, Actinopteri, Esociformes, Esocidae. Bases 254 to 2347 code for a protein of 697 amino acids. The record is from RefSeq and is a predicted model, not a curated record. Gene Ontology annotation, molecular function: acrosin binding.
GCAUUGGGGUGCUGUCACAGUGGCGGAGGUGCGCAUAAAUCCCCAAAUGGAAUGCUGAGGUUAUUGAGGAAUGGUCUGUUUGAGUAUAAGCAGAACUUGGUGUUGGCAGAUACAAUAGAAUUAUAUCAAUUAGUGGGUAUUUAUCAAGGAAGGAAGGACACAAGCAAGCGUGUGCAUUUAACGUAUUGGAACAGGUUCAUAGUUCAGCCUACUUAAUGACAAAUCACCUCAAGCUGUAUUCCAUUUUGAAGACAUGCGUGCUGACAGGAAGUUGGGAAAAGGAACAAAGCUUUUUGCAAUGAAAACUAAGUGGUUGCUUUAUAUUUUAUGGAGUGUGUUUUCACUUAGAAUUGCAAACGCUACAUUUGGUAUUUAUGAAUCGUCGUAUGUUUCACGUCCAGUAGGCAGAAGAAACAUCCUCAAACUGGGCACAUCCAAAGGUGUCGGCGACACACUCAAAGCCCACUUGUCACCCACAGAGAACAGAAAAUCAAGCCUGAGGAUUCCCUCUCAUACCAUCACAUUCACAACAUCACAACCGACACAUGAAUUUAAACAAUCCUCUUCAAUUACAUAUUCCUCUCCACAACCACGGGGCCAGCACCGUAUGCUUCUCAGUACGCCUGCACCAAAGUCUGAACUGGGUUUUGCUUCGCUGCCUGACGUAUCGGUUACGUGUUCCAGUGAUGACUUCGUCGUUCGGGUCAAACGGGCAUUCUAUGGUUUUCAUGCCGACUCCGAGGAGCUGACCCUGGGAAGUACCUGCAAGAGCAACGGUGUUCUCAUGCCAUAUGGUGACUUGCUCUUCGCAUAUUCAAUGACAGAAUGUGAUGGCAAACGCGAGAUGCCCCCGGGUUACCUUAUUUAUAAGUUUGUGCUCCAUUACGCGCCUCAGACCACAUUCCCACGCGAUGCGCAUCGUGUGAACAUAGAUAUCGAAUGUCGCUUUCAGAGGUAUUUUCAUGUUUACCAGCGGGUGGUGCGCCCUACAUGGGAAACACCCAUAGUGCGUAAAAGGCUAAAGGGGCGCACUGCUGACUUCCGUAUUCAGUUGAUGGACGAUGUAUGGUCCAUGCCAGCCAAAUCCCAGGUUUACAUUCUGGGACAGACCGUUCAUUUCCAGGUGUCUGCACUUCACCUACCGCACGGAGGAAAACUAUUCAUUAACCACUGCUAUGCCACAACAUCCAGUGACCCCAAAACAUCCAGAAAAUUAACUGUUAUUGACAACUUUGGCUGCAUGCGGGAGAGCCAGAAGAACGUUGGUGGCUCUGAGUUUGUGCUGCCCAACACUGACGACACCGUCCGGUUCUCCAUCAGCGCCUUCCAGUUCACCUCUGAUCCAGACACACCAGUCUUCCUUCACUGUAAGCUGCAUGUGACAUCAAAUGAAUACGGUCCCAUGCACAAAUUCUGCACGUACAAAGACAACCGGUGGUGGGCUCUCACGGGAGAGGACUCCGUCUGUGACUGCUGCGAUUCCAAAUGUGUGACCUCCAAACCCAGAAGAGCCAUGGUGGAGGGGUUUGCUAGCAGCGAGGCUCUGCUGUUCUCAGACCAACCAUCCACACCAAGGGGUUCUGUCUCACAAGUCCGUCCCUCACCAGUCUAUGAUGAUGAAGAAUAUGUCUGGUUUGAGACCAAAUUGGAUGGGAAAAUUGAUGAGUUUGACAACCCAGAUCAUCUACCAACCUUUGAUGGGAAUAAUCAUGGUGAUGAGGAAGAGCAGAGUUACAGUCUUUUCCCGGAAAAGGAGAAGCAACAUGUAGAGGAGGACGAAGCUGUGCCUUUGGAGGGUGAAAGGUCACAGGUUCUUCAGACAGUAUUUACAAUAGGGAAGAUAUUCAGGGGUGCACAAGGGUCAGGUUUGCGGGAUACAGAGAUAACGGGAGAGGCACCAGGGUUAAGAGCUAAGGAGGGGGAAGAGUUGACACAGGACUUCCCAUUGGAGAGUGAGAGGGUGGGGUUAAGAGAGAGGAGACCAUGGGAGGUUGGUGGGCCAGAAUCCAUGGAGGAGGAAGCCUCUGGUGAAAAUCGGUGGAUACAUCCACAGGAGUCCUCAUCCAUGUGGUCGGGGGUGGGGGAUAAGUCUGAAUCACAGGAAGAGGUUGUUUCUCAAUCCACGAAGGAGUGGGGAUUGAGGGUGGGAGAUGAGCAGCUACUGGAACUUCCUAAAGAUGAGGGGGGGAAAGGAAGUGAGCCUGAGCAGAGAGAUGAAGAGGGAAAAACGGUUCCAGUCAUCUCUGAGGCCCUGGAGGAGAUCCUGGGAGACAACAAAGGACUGGUAGAGUCAACGAUUGACAGUGGGAAAGACCUGCCCAGGGUUUGGUAUUUCAAGUGGCGAUAGGGUCAAUUAGUGACAAUACAGUGGUUCAUUUGACACCAUAGACCUUUAUAACGCUGACAUCUGACUGAUUUGGAAUUAAUAAAAAAUAUGAUUUAAAAAGUACAACUCUUAAUUUCUUGAUGAUGAACACUGAAGGUAACCGCAUCUUUACAAUCAACAACAG